AUGACCGAGAAGAGUGAGGAGGAGAACUACGGUUCUCCAGACGAGGACCGCGGUUUCUACAGCUCGUAUGAGGUUAAGGAGAUUCUCGGUACCGGGAUAUCAUCAGUCGUGAGAAGAUGUGUUGAGAAGGGUACCAGUACUAGCUUCGCCGUGAAAAUAGUCGACAUCGCCAGCGAUGACAAGGAAGGAGAACGCCUAGCGAAGGAAACACUCUCGGAGGUCCGGAUUUUGCGAGAAUUGGCUGGACAUCCUUCUAUCAGUUUUUGCGAUCCACGACUUCUUCGAGACCCUUCAUUCCUCUUCACGGUCUUUGAAAUGGCGCCGAGGGGCGAACUCUUUGAUUACCUCAACCAAUGCGUAACGGUGACGGAGAAAAAGGCGCGAAGGUUGAUGAAGCAACUGUUGGACGGGGUGAAGUAUAUGCACGAUCAUCAAAUCGUCCAUCGGGAUCUGAAGCUCGAAAAUAUCCUGUGCAUAGACGACGAGCGCGUUGUCAUCUCGGAUUUUGGGUUUGCUGUGCAUUUGCCGCCGGGAAAGCUGUUGAAAGAUCUCUACGGCACCCCGGGAUAUUUGGCGCCGGAAACUCUCCGCUGCCAGAUGUAUGAAGGUACUGAGGGAUAUGGCUUCGCAGUCGACAUGUGGGCCCUCGGUGUGACUAUGUACACACUUCUUGCCGGCUACGCCCCUUUCUAUCAUCGAAGACAAUUGAUGAUGAUCCGGAUGAUUCAAGAAGGAAAAUACGAAUUCCGGCCAGAGCAAUGGAGCUCCAUCACGAAAGAGUGUAUAGAUCUGGUAUCUGGCCUUCUUACGGUGGACGUAUCAAAACGAUUGGAUGCCAAUGCAGCGUUAGCUCAUCCCUGGAUGGUCGGUGUUGGUGAAGCAGCCGUUGAAGCACAGCGUGAAACUAGGAAAAAUGACCCGAAGCGCGUCUUCCGCCAUGCCAUCAUCUGGGUCCGCUUUUUCAUCCGUCUGAAAAAUUACCAGCGCUUCGGCCAAGAAAUUGAUCGUGAAGCCAUCAAAACACGGCCGUUCCGCGACCGCGAGAUUCGGCAUGAAGCGGAAAGCGCUGUCUUCGGCAUCUACGGCCACUGGGUCAACCGCGGAUUCCACUACUCGCGUGAUCUUCUAUUCGCCAAUGCUCCCCGCCCGAAACGAGCGCGCCAGGAGCCCGAGCCUAACGCUGAAGUUGAACCUCGACGUCUCCCACUCCCCGCCCAC
Messenger RNA from Mesorhabditis spiculigera, 1218 nucleotides. The record is from the annotation of a GenBank genome assembly. NCBI's taxonomy places the organism in Eukaryota, Metazoa, Nematoda, Chromadorea, Rhabditida, Rhabditidae.